AGAUCCCCUUCCUGCGGUCACCGUGACAGCCAGCGCAUUGUCUCGCGGGCUACGGGAAAGGGACCAGGACAUCAACACCGUGUACCAUUUGCUUGCUGGCUACGGAAGGAAUAUUAACAACAACUGUUAGAAACAAAUAUUUGAAAACCAUGGGCAACAGAGAUGAUGAAUACGAUUUCUUGUUCAAAGUGGUGCUGAUCGGAGACUCCGGCGUGGGGAAGAGUAACCUGCUGUCUCGUUUCACACGGAACGAGUUCAACCUGGAGAGCAAGAGCACCAUCGGGGUGGAGUUUGCCACCCGCAGCAUCCAGGUGGACGGCAAGACCAUCAAGGCCCAGAUCUGGGACACGGCCGGCCAGGAGCGCUACAGAGCCAUCACCUCCGCGUACUACCGAGGGGCUGUAGGGGCUCUGCUGGUGUAUGACAUCGCCAAGCAUCUGACCUAUGAGAACGUGGAGCGCUGGCUGAAGGAGCUGCGGGAUCACGCUGACAACAACAUCGUCAUCAUGCUGGUGGGCAACAAGAGUGACCUGCGUCACCUCAGGGCCGUGCCCACGGACGAGGCUCGCGCCUUCGCAGAGAAGAACACUCUGUCGUUCAUUGAAACUUCGGCCCUGGACUCCACCAAUGUAGAAGAGGCUUUCAAGAACAUUCUAACAGAAAUCUACCGGAUCGUGUCACAGAAGCAGAUAGCUGACAGAUCUGCACAUGACGAAUCACCAGGCAACAAUGUAGUGGACAUCAGUGUUCCCCCGACCACCGAUGGGCAGAAAGGCAACAAGCUGCAGUGCUGCCAAAACCUGUGACACUCACCAUUCCUGUGACUCCUCCCCACCACACUCCCAUUUCACUCCUUUUCCUCAUCCUGUCUCCUCCCACUCUGUCUUUGUUCCUGUAUAUGCCGACGCCCACGUUUUCCGUCAGUGUAGACUUACUUUUUUGUCACUUUUGAACUCGAUGAAUAUGUGCUCUUCUGCCAUGAAGUGAAACUUACAAAAAAGCCUUUUGUGUCACGUUAUCAAGUCAUUCCUGGACCUGACGUGAAAGUUCCUGCAGGUUAGGAAAGAAUGAGGCAUCUAUUGUCCGUGAAAUCGAUCGAGCUGUGCUUUAGGAUUACUGUGUAUUUGUAGAAGCUGGAACAUUUCAACAAUAGCCACUAGAUGGUGCUGUGUACAUAGCAACUUGCAGUAGCUUGAAAUGGCAGUAUUACAAUGGUAUAUAUGCAUUGGUCUAAAAAACAAGGCUCAAACAUUUCUCGCUUAUGAUGGUAAAAGCAAAUUUCUGUGUAUUUAUUCAUAUAUAUUUGUCUUCACUUGUCAUUGUUUUAUGUUCAUUAUGCACUGUAAAAAAUUUACAAUAAACUCCUAGACAAAGUAGCCAAUGUGUUACUUUUGAGAGAA
Molecule: messenger RNA, 1400 nt
Organism: Osmerus eperlanus (European smelt)
Lineage: Eukaryota; Metazoa; Chordata; Actinopteri; Osmeriformes; Osmeridae
Product: ras-related protein Rab-11B-like
Exons: 5
Coding region: 150-806 (218 amino acids)
Biological process (GO): constitutive secretory pathway; regulated exocytosis
Cellular component (GO): recycling endosome; Golgi apparatus
Molecular function (GO): GTPase activity; GTP binding
Source: RefSeq, a predicted model, not a curated record